This is a messenger RNA of Dioscorea cayenensis subsp. rotundata (Guinea yam), 1483 nucleotides long. RefSeq names its product probable WRKY transcription factor 40. Gene Ontology annotation, molecular function: sequence-specific DNA binding; DNA-binding transcription factor activity. The coding region runs from base 387 to 1307 and encodes 306 amino acids. The transcript is spliced from 5 exons. NCBI's taxonomy places the organism in Eukaryota, Viridiplantae, Streptophyta, Magnoliopsida, Dioscoreales, Dioscoreaceae. The record is from RefSeq and is a predicted model, not a curated record. Gene Ontology annotation, biological process: regulation of DNA-templated transcription.
GCCGACAUCCCACUUGCCCCCACUUCUCCCUUUAUUUAAUUAAUUGCAUCACUCCUUACCACCUUCUUAAUUUCAUCUAUAUAUCCACUUGUUCCUUUUCUAUUCUAUUCUAUUCUAUUCUAUUCUAUAUAUACUCACACACAAACUCAUCACAAGUUCAUCAAUCCCACUCAACCUUUCCCUUCAUCUCUUCCCUCCUUCUUCUUCUUCUUCUUCUUCUUCUUCUCUUAUAUAUAUAUAUCUCUUGAUCUUUGGCUCAACAUAUAUACCCACACACACACAAACUCAUAACAAGUUCAGUAAUCCUAGUCAAACUUUCUCUUUAUAUCUUCUCUUCUUCUUCUUCUUCUUCUUCUUCUUGGUUUGUUGUUCAAUAUAUAUAAAGUAUGGAGUCAAUAACAAUGGAGCAAUCAUCACUGAGUCUUGAUCUUAGUGUUGGUUCUCACUGGCUGUCUCAUCAACCCAUGAAAGCUACAAGGAAUUCAAAUGCAAUCACUAGUGGAGAGUCUAAAUCUAAAGAGGUAGUGAAUUUGAGGGCAGAAUUGAAUAGAAUGAAUGAAGAGAAUGAAAGAUUGAGUGAGAUGUUACAAAACAUGUGUGAAAAAUAUAGUGCUCUACAAAGCCAAAUGAUGGACAUAAUGAGUGAGUCCGGCUCCGAAGGUGGCUCCGCCGCGCCGGAGACUUCGCCGGAGAAGAAGAGGAAAAGACAUAACUCUAAAACCCAAAAUGAAAUUGUAAGUAAUGCAAUGGAUCAAAGCAUAUCAAGUGAUGAGUGUUUGAAGCCAAUCAAAGAUGAUCAAAUCAAGUCAAAGAUCACCAAGGUUUAUGUCCAAACAAAUCCUUCUGAUACAUCCCUUAUUGUGAAAGAUGGAUAUCAAUGGAGAAAAUACGGUCAAAAGGUGACUAGAGAUAAUCCGUGUCCUCGAGCGUAUUUUCGAUGCUCGUUUGCUCCGACUUGCCAAGUCAAAAAGAAGGUGCAAAGAAGCGCGGAAAAUCAGUCUAUAGUAGAGGUAACAUACGAAGGUGAACAUACGCAUAAUGCGCCGACAUCUCAAUCGGAUACACCGAAAGUGAAAAACAACGUUGUCGCAAAUUUUGUACCGGUAUCUAAACCAGUAACUGAUGAACAUAUUAUUAAUAUCAAGAAGAAGCCUCAUCUGGACUUUGAUUUAUCAGCAACACCACCAGCAGAGUUACAAUACCAAUUGGUUGAACAAAUGGCAUCAUCUUUAACAAAAGAUCCUGGUUUUACUGCUGCUCUUGCUUCAGCCAUCUCUGGAAAAAUUCUUAGUUUUUCUCCAAAUUAGAUUUAGAUUUAGAUUUAGUUUGUUGUUUUAGAAAAAAAAAAAAAAAAAUCUCAUUUUUGAUUUGACUUUAAAUGUAAAUACAAAGUCAAAACAAUGGGAAAUGUUAAUGAUAGAUUAUGAAUUGGGGUGAGACUUUUGAAUGUUGUUCAUUAAACGAAGCAUUUGGUUUUAUUCAA